AAGAAGAUAUGGCCAAAAUACCGGGACUGCGCCAGUGGUGGCGAGCUCCUCGGGUUGGCAUGUUUUUCUUCACCAAAAUUCAUAUUUUUUCAUCCCAAAUACUUAUCAUAAACUCUCUAACAAUUAUUAGAAACAUCCGGAAGGUAUUGCAAAGAAAGUUCGGCGUUGGAAUGUUGAAGUUAGUGAGUUAAUCGUCGGAAUCAUGUUCAUCGACAUACCCGAAAUUCCGGACAGCAACUUUCUAGUGACUUCAAGUCCGAUUUACGCUAUCUUACAUAUGUUAAAACGAAAUACUUUCUAUACGAAAGUUGUAGCCUUACAUCUUAGGAAUCCACAGAAUCAAACGGUUUGCAAUUCCGUGCAGAAACGAUGGAGAUAUGCCCAAAUUACCGCUGGUUGUCCAGUUGUGACGGAAAUGACAAAGUUGGCAAAUUUCGAUGUUGUUUCCACUCCCGCUCAUCCAGGUCUGUACCUUUGCGUUAGACUUGUCGAAUCAUUCAUCACAUGCGUACAUGAACAUAUAUGUUAAUCCAUAUGUUGAAAUCAUCCCAAAAAUAAAUAUGUGAUACAUAUGAGUAUUAGAAAUGCUUCAACUACAUAGAUUGUUAAUCAUAAGUGUUAAAAUAACUCAAAGAAGUAUUUUAAAUAUCCAAAAAUAUCAAAAAUAGGAUUUGCACACCUGAACGGUCGACGUAAACGGUCAACCGUCGUAUUAAACAUUGAAACGAAACAAGAUUGUCAGACAAAUGGUCAACCGCCGGUGGCCAACGGUCGACCGCCGCCUGCCCAGUCAAGACCGUCGUUUUUCCUCCAGUCAACAACGGUCGACCGCCGGUCAACCGCGGUCGACCAUCACGGUGAUUCUCCAAACUCGACGCGAUGAAUUUCGCGGUCGACCGUUCCGAGCCCCGUAGCUUAAUUAAAUGAUAUUUUUAUCAGAUUACAUCCAAAUAAAAUAAAGUAUAUUUAUCCAA
This is a messenger RNA of Cuscuta campestris, 974 nucleotides long. Lineage: Eukaryota; Viridiplantae; Streptophyta; Magnoliopsida; Solanales; Convolvulaceae. The record is from the annotation of a GenBank genome assembly.